GGAGGGGACCGGAGGGAGGGACGGGACAGACAGACAAAGGAAGGGGUGCGGCUGCGCGGCGGGGGAGGGGAGUGAUCUGGCUGGGGAAGGUCGCUGGGCAGGGCGAGCUGGGAAAGCGGAGCCCCCGGAGCCCCCGCAGCCCCUUCUCCCCCUUUCUCCCACGUCCGGUCUGCUCCUCGCUGGAGGCCAGGCUGUGCAGCUCCGAGGACGGGAGGGACUGGAGCCUCAUUGGCCGGCCCGGAGAGACGGCCUCGGGCUUAAAUAGGGGCUCCGGGCUCUGGCUGGGACCCGACCGCUGCCCGCUGCGCUCUCGCCGCUCCUGCCGGGUGAUGGAAAACCCCAGCCCGGCCGCCACCCUGGGCAGGGCCCUCUGGGCUCUCCUCCUGGCCGCGCUCGGCGGCGCCGCCGGCCACCCUCGUGGGGGAGAGUCUGUCUGUUCCGCCAGAGCCCCGGCCAAAUACAGCAUCACCUUCACCGGCAAGUGGAGCCAGACGGCCUUCCCCAAGCAGUACCCCCUGUUCCGCCCCCCCGCGCAGUGGUCUUCGCUGCUGGGGGCGGCGCACAGCUCAGACUACAGCAUGUGGAGGAAGAACCAGUAUGUCAGCAACGGGCUGCGCGACUUCGCCGAGCGCGGCGAGGCCUGGGCGCUGAUGAAGGAGAUCGAGGCGGCGGGGGAGGCGCUGCAGAGCGUGCACGCGGUGUUCUCGGCGCCCGCGGUCCCCAGCGGCACCGGACAGACGUCGGCGGAGCUGGAGGUGCAGCGCAGGCACUCGCUGGUCUCGUUCGUGGUGCGCAUCGUGCCCAGCCCGGACUGGUUCGUGGGCGUGGACAGCCUGGACCUGUGCGACGGGGACCGCUGGCGGGAGCAGGCGGCGCUGGACCUGUACCCCUACGACGCCGGGACGGACAGCGGCUUCACCUUCUCCUCCCCCAACUUCGCCACUAUCCCGCAGGACACGGUGACCGAGAUAACGUCCUCCUCUCCCAGCCACCCGGCCAACUCCUUCUACUACCCCCGGCUGAAGGCCCUGCCUCCCAUCGCCAGGGUGACCCUGGUGCGGCUGCAGCAGAGCCCCAGGGCGUUCGUCCCUCCCCCCUCGGUCCUGGCCAGCAGGGACAACGAGAUUGUGGACAGCGCGUCAGUUCCAGAAACGCCGCUGGACUGCGAGGUUUCCCUGUGGUCGUCCUGGGGACUGUGCGGAGGCCCCUGUGGGAAGCUGGGGGCUAAGAGCAGGACUCGCUAUGUCCGGGUCCAGCCCGCCAACAACGGGAGCCCCUGCCCCGAGCUCGAAGAAGAGGCUGAGUGCGUCCCUGAUAACUGCGUCUAAGGCCAGAGCCCCGCAGCCCCUGGACUCCCCUGGAGCCGUGGGGUGUCCGGGGCUCGGGAGCUCCUGUGCAGGCUCAUGCUGCGGGCGGCCCAGGGCACGGGGAUUUCGUGCUGCUCCCGACCGCGGAGAGGCCGGGCCGACCUUCUCUGCACUGAAGGGCCCUCUGGUGGCCGGCGGGGGCAUCGGGAACAGCCUCCUUUCCCAGCCUUGCUUCUUAGGAGUCCCCAGGUCCCAUCUGCUCUCAGCCUCCUCCUUCUGCACAGAUAAAGGCAUCCCCAAGGCUCCGGCUACUCUAAAUUAUGUCUCCUUGUAAGUUAUUGCUGCUCCACGAGAUUGUCCUUCAUUGUCCAGGGGCCUGGCUCCCACGUGGUGGCAGAUACCUCAGAUCUGGUGCUGCAGGCUGGCGGGGGCCAUUUGAGAAGUGAAUAAAUGGGGCAGUUUCAGAAACUUCACUCGCUGUUUUCAUGCUAUGGAUCUCUUGCAUUUGAAUAAAGACUAUCUGUUCCU
This is a messenger RNA of Saimiri boliviensis boliviensis (Bolivian squirrel monkey), 1835 nucleotides long. RefSeq names its product spondin 2 (gene SPON2). Gene Ontology annotation, cellular component: extracellular matrix. Lineage: Eukaryota; Metazoa; Chordata; Mammalia; Primates; Cebidae. Gene Ontology annotation, biological process: cell adhesion. The record is from RefSeq and is a predicted model, not a curated record.